This is a messenger RNA of Rodentolepis nana, 1044 nucleotides long. Lineage: Eukaryota; Metazoa; Platyhelminthes; Cestoda; Cyclophyllidea; Hymenolepididae. The record is from the annotation of a GenBank genome assembly.
AUGGAAGAAAAAUGGUCUUCUUGCUCAUCAUGCAUUCCCCAAGUUUCAUUAUUGGUUUCUUGUGUGAUUGUAGCCGAAGUCGCAGUCGCAGUUGUUCCCGAGAUCACCGAAGAGACGGCUCGGACUCAGGUAGAUAUGAACAACUUUUCCGGUUUUAUUUUACGUUAUAUGAUACGUUGCCAGAAGCCCUACGGCUGUAUUCGAAAGGUCGGCUCUGUGUCUGAGCAAAAUGAAAAGAAGCUAAAUCCUAGGCAUUUUCUCCUUUUGUUUUGUCCCAUUACGGCGUUCAGUCUCGGUUAUUGGCAAAUUAAAAGGCGACGUUGGAAACUUGAACUUCUUGAAAAGAUCAAUUCAAUUUUGCCAUCACCUCCAAUCCCUCUACCAAAAGACGCAAAGGCAAGUACUGAUCUACCCGAAUUUCAGCCAGUUAUUGUGACUGGUCGUUUUGAUCAUUCUCGAGAAGUAAUUGUCGGCCCACGGGCCAUCAUUACUGAUGAAAUUCCAGCUAAUGCAUAUGGGAGCGCUUGGGGAUCAAGACCGAUACCAGGUCGUCCUCAAAAACAAUCUAAUCUUAGUGAUUUCGGAGCCCCAACCCCAAAUGGCUACUGUGUUAUAACUCCCUUUGAGCUUAAAGACAGACCGGGCACGUACAUUCUAGUCAACCGUGGUUUCGUACCUACGAUGAUGAGGGACCCCAAAACUCGUCCUGAUGGUCAAAUUAAGGGAGAAGUCACGAUCACUGGUUGUAUCCGCUACAACGAGAAGCCUCCUCCAUUUACCCCUGAUCCUAAACUAUUGCAUAACACCGGAGAAGGUCAACAACCUCACAGGCAAUACUUUUCGCGGGAAGUCCUUCGAAUUUCUCAGGCACUCAACACCCUUCCUAUUUUCAUUGAUGCUAAUUAUGAAUCGACAGUUAAAGGUGGACCCAUAGGAGGGCAGACCAGGGUUGUGCUUCACAAUCACCACACUGAGUACAUCAUCACGUGGUUCUCUUUGGGCGCUAUAACAAUGGGAAUGUGGAUGUAUUGGCUCUUUUUCUGA